GUCUGAAUAAAAUUUGACACAACACCGAAAACACAUCGGAGAGUGACACAACACAAGCACUAAAACCUACGCAACUGCUGCGUUUAUUUACAGAUUCAAACUCCAACGAUUAAUUACUGUGCCUGAGUUCUGUUUUUCUCCCACAUAUCUGCAUCGCAGAGCAUGGAUAUCGGCGGUUUUCCUCUCGCACCCGAACGCGAGUGUGCAACAACAACAGCAGCUGCUGCUGCUAAGAAGUAUAGCAGGAACAUUGCAGUGCUGGGCAUGGGAGACCUGGGACGCUCAUUGGCCAUGUGCUUCCAUCAGAGGGGCAUCGCCGUGGUGCUGGGCAGCCGCAACCCCGAGGCUGCGUCCUCCCUGCUUCCCGCGGGCUCCCGCAUCGCCUCGUACGCUGAUGCCGCUAGCGAGGCUGAUCUGGUGAUUAUAGCCGUUAUGCGGCAUCACUACAGCUCCCUCCACGAUGCAGUGGGAGACCUCGCUGGCAAGACGCUGCUGGACUUGAGCAAUAACAAGCACAAGGGGCAAUAUGAGGAUUCCAAUGCAGAGCACUUGGCCAAAAUAUUCCCGCAGGCGCACGUGGUGAAAGGCCUCAACACGCUGUCGGCAUGGGCCCUGCAGUCAGGGCUGGAGAAUUCCAGCAAGCAGGUGAUGCUUGCAUACUCCCGGCACUUUCUGCAGCACCAGUGCCCCUGUAGUCCUGAGCCAGAGCCACGCUGGACUAUCAUUUCACAGGUUUUUAUUUGCGGUGAUGACCCCGAUGCCAAGACUCAAGUGCACGCUCUAGUCAACCGUAUGGGCCUUAUGCCAGUGGACCGAGGCUCACUGGCAGCAUCUCAGGAAUUGGAAAACAUCCCUUUGGAGCUGUUCCCGACCUGGCGGCUGACCGUAACCCUCUCCCUGGGGAUUGUGGCCUUCUUUUACAUCUAUUCCACCGUCAUAUAUGUCCUGUACUACUACCUGGAAAAUGACAAAAGCACAUUCUACCAGCUCGCCAUCCAAAUGCCCAACAAUGCGUUCCCGUGCGCAUCGCUCGUCAUGCUAGCCCUGGUCUAUCUGCCCGGCGUUCUGGCCGGCUUCGUGCAGCUGCAUCGCGGCACCAAGUACAGCCGCUUUCCCGGCUGGCUCGACCGCUGGCUGCGGUGCCGCAAGGAGCUGGGGAUCGCCGCCUUCCUCCUGGGCUGCCUGCAUGCGGUUUACACGCUCGUCAUGCCCAUCCGAAAACCCAUCAUAGAUAGCGCUACACAGAGAAUUAUCAAUCAGAUUGCUGCCAAUAAGACUACCAAGACGUCUAACCUGGAAUUGUGGCAGGGUGAGCUUUAUCUUGCCUUUGGGAUCCUUGGGAUUGGUGUUCUCGCUGUCCAGGCGAUCGUUUCACUGCCUUCAGUGGGGAACAGCUUGAACUGGAGGGAAUUCCGCUUUGUGCAGUCGACGUUAGGUUACCUGGGGCUGGCCCUCGUUACUGCUCACACCAUCUGCUUUGGAGGCACGUCCUUCCUCUCGGUGCAGUCAUACAGCUGGGGGAUGCCGCACUCCUACAUGAUCUCCCUGCUGCUGCCGUGUGCCGUGCUGGUGUUCCGCUUCCUGCUGGCGCUGCCGUGCUUGGCCCGGCCACUCUCUCACAUCCGUCAGGGCUGGGAGAGGGGCACUGCCGAACUGAAGAAUACACGGAAAGAAAUCCCCAGAACGCCGCUCUAGCCACCAAUCCCCAAACACUGGUCUCCUCUAUCCAUCUGCUCAACGUCCCAAUUGUCUGCUGAUGUGGUCCUUUGCUGUGAAAAUGACUUAUUACACGUGUACCUGUAUUGAAAAUACAUUGACAGCCAGAUAAUAUGCAUUAUUAAGCUCCAGUGACUAGCGACAUACGUGCAUGCAUUGUACAGUGCAACACAAAUCAAUAAUAGCAUCAUUCCACUGCUUAUUACCUUCGCUUCAGUUACAGUCAAAUGUUAGGAAAACUUGCUUCUUAUAUGUGUGCGACCUGUCAGCCACAUGCCAGGCAUCAGCUGUCCAAAUGCCAAUUAGCAUUCAUGAGAACCAAUUCCCCUGUUGUUCAUUGCACCUUAGCUUAAGGCUAAUGCGGUUAAGAUUAAUAUCUAUGCCUAGGACAGCACCUGACCGUGCCAGUCUCUAUGUCUGUGCUAGUGACAUAAACAUAACAUAUUAAUUAUCUUGCAGGACUGUAUAGAGUUUAGAGAGCCCUAUGGGUUGGGAGGCAAAUAUGUAUGAACCACAUUAUUCGAGUAUUUGAGUUGCAUUAUAGCUGCCACCUUUACACCCUGUCCCCCACCCCCCGAUAUGCCAUGUGCCUGUAUUUUUUAGACAACUAUAGUUGGUUGCCAAUUCGGGCAGGAGCCUGAAUUCUGGAAUUAUAUCACUUUUUUGAACAGGCCUGAAUCCUAAUUGUUAAAAUCGUAUAUGUAAAACACUGUGUCAGACAGUUCCUUUUAUCUGUGCCGUUACGAAGAUAAAAAAAUACUUCACUAAUCCGUAAGAAAACCAUUGUGGAUAUUCGGUUGAGUUUCGCCGAUGAACUCCUCGCGGGUUGCAAUAGUACGAUGUUGAGAUAGGUAUUGUUGAGUGUAUAGUGGAAUUACGUGCGAAUUUGUAGGAUUGCGGCGCAGGCUGACAAGCACAAGAUGCAGGCAGGGGGUGGCAUGCCUCGUGUGCAUUGAUUGCACCUGCCUCUGCACUCCCAGCGUGGCCAAGGCAUCGUGCACCUUCGUUGGUUGAAAGCACUGCACGCCGCAAGCCCUCCUCCUGGGCCGCACGCUGUCAUGCAAGAGAUAUUAUCUGUGCAGAUGUUAACAGCAGUGGAUUAAGAAGGAUUAAAGUCACCCUGAGUCCUCCAAUGAGCGUAUGAAUGAAUGGAUAUUAGAAUUAAUUGAGUAAGGCAUUAAUGAAUGAGUGAAUGAAUGCACUCAUGAAUGAAUUCACUGAUAAAUGGAUGAAUUAUAUAACGAAUGUAUGGAUGUAAUUAUGAAUGCAUGCAGUCAUGACGAAUGCUUCAUGAAUAAGACAAAUGCAUAAAUUAUUGGUUGAAUGAGAUAAAUGAAUGUAUUGAUUAACGUGUGAAUGAAUGCAUGAAAAAAUGCGCAAAUCGAGCAUGAAUUAAUUAAUGAUGGGUGACCAGAAUCCAGCACAUAGCCCAGCGUACACAGAAUACAGGGGUUGCACGCAGCACAUUCUGUGACUGCAGCUCCACACCCCACCAAAAGAGUGGCACCUGUGCUUUGUGGAAAAUACAGGUUAUGUGCUGCUCGUGUGGAGCGUGCUCCCUGCCUGAUUGAACAAAUGUGCAUACACACGACCAGAGAGCAGGGAGAGUCACGCGUACCGUAAGACUCUUCCCCGACCUCGGAUGAGCCUUGGAAUGGACUUUUGAACAGACACUGCUCCACCCAUGACCGAAGCAGAUUGGUGGAUAUGAAAUUUGCACCGGUUCUGGAAGAGACCACUUUGAUAAAAAUUUGCCGAUCGGCGACAGAAUUUGUUGAUAGAAACAUUAGCGGAUAAUAUAAUUUCAAUUGAGCCUAUGCUGCAACACUGCACCGGUUAAAUGUGAACGGGACAAAUAUUCCGACCGUCUCUUCUGGACCACGAAAUUUUCACGAAGAACAGGAAGUCAUUCUGCAAUUUAGGAUCCUGUAUCAGUGUUCUAUGUUUCAUCAUCAUUGUACAAAUCAGAUUACUAUGUUUAAUAUCUGAUAAAUUGUCUAGCGACACUUUAUUGUGCUUUCAUAAGGUAUAUCUGGCAACAUAUCGCGACUUCUUGAGGUUUGCUUGGCAAAUUUCUAAUUUGUGGAGUUUUUAACACUGGUAAUCAUGGAUAAACCACAUUUAUUCAACACAAUUUGCUCAAUAAUUCCAGUUCUGGGGAAAUCAGGCCAGUGAGAGUGCACGUUCAAGGCAACUUGAAUUUGCUGUCCAUUCACGUUCAUUAAAAAAAAGACAUUAAGCCAUUAGACCCGUCGGGCCUUUGGCUGUAAUUUUUGUGACUUCCUAGCCCGGGUAGGUCUUGAACUUGGACUUUAUUACGUCUUUCAGCACAGCGUGUAACACUUGAGGGAAUUGCAGUCCUGGACUCGGUUCAGGUGCCACCCAGAACCCUUUCUAUCCACUCCUUUUAUUCUUUUCCCCAUCCUUUCUGGAACUCUCCCGACUCUCGACCAAUCCCCUUCGUUUCUCUGCCAAACGACCGCUCAUUUGCAUUUGUUUUUUUCCGGGCUCCUUCAAUUGAAGCAAUUGGCGGGACCCCGGA
This is a messenger RNA of Petromyzon marinus (sea lamprey), 4258 nucleotides long. Lineage: Eukaryota; Metazoa; Chordata; Hyperoartia; Petromyzontiformes; Petromyzontidae. The record is from RefSeq and is a predicted model, not a curated record.